ACUUAUUCAGGCACAGGUACUUGGUUUAUUCCCUCGACACAAGGCGGAUCGGCAGGUGCCUGUGGCGGCGAUAACGAAGAUGACGCUCAAAUCGUUGCUUUGAACCAGGAACAGUACGGCGAUACCUCGUCCAAGAGCGAUUGGUGUGGCAAAAAGGUUGAGAUCAGCCACAAUGGCAAAUCGACCACUGCCACCAUCACCGAUGCUUGUCCCGAAUGCGUGUCUGGUGACUUGGACUUGACCCAGGCUGUCUUUAAGGCAUUGGAAAGCGACCUUGAUGUUGGCGAGUUGGAUAUCUCCUGGAAGGUUGUUUCCUAAAAAGCAACACAGUUUCCCCUUUUGUUGUAGUAUAGUUUCCUCAGUACAAAAGAUCUGUGAUCUGCUUUUUGUUUUCUAUGUUGUAUUAAAAAUAAAUAUCUUUUUUUUGGAUCUG
Zychaea mexicana is the source of this 433-nucleotide messenger RNA. RefSeq names its product RlpA-like double-psi beta-barrel-protein domain-containing protein-containing protein. The annotation marks the transcript as partial. Lineage: Eukaryota; Fungi; Mucoromycota; Mucoromycetes; Mucorales; Lichtheimiaceae. The transcript is spliced from 2 exons. The record is from RefSeq and is a predicted model, not a curated record.